This is a messenger RNA of Melanotaenia boesemani (Boeseman's rainbowfish), 958 nucleotides long. RefSeq names its product charged multivesicular body protein 4b-like. NCBI's taxonomy places the organism in Eukaryota, Metazoa, Chordata, Actinopteri, Atheriniformes, Melanotaeniidae. The record is from RefSeq and is a predicted model, not a curated record. The coding region runs from base 323 to 916 and encodes 197 amino acids. The transcript is spliced from 5 exons.
CGUAGACUGUCAGAUACUGCAAUAUGGUUAAAUGACAGAUUAGAGUUAAGUAAAAUAGUAUGUAAAUGCACUAUUAAAAUAGUACUAUGUCAAAGUCAUAUUUUUGCAGCUCUAAACUCAUUAAUAUAGCAUUUUAAAAAUGUCUUUCAAUACGUGGUAGCAAACUGUUAACAGCUGGCAUUAAACGUUUUAUGUAUUACGUCUGCCCCAGCGUUUGUUUACUUUUGAAAGAGGUACUUUAAGUACUGCUUUAAGCUAAACUCAUCCGGUGAACAGUCAUCGCAUGAAGUAGACAUUUUGUGUUUCAGUCAUCUUUUCAGGUAUGUCGUUGUUUGUUAAUUUCUUAAGCGGUGGGCAAAGGGUGAAAAACACGGCUUGCCAUCCGACGGAGAUCGAUGAGUUUACAGAAAUAGAGGAGACGCUGACCAAGAAGACAGAAUUUCUCAAGAAAAAGAUCGACCUGGAACUUUUGAAUGUCAAGAAAAAUAUAAAAAACAGAAGAGUGGCUCUGCAGGCGCUGAGAAGAAAGAAGUGGUACGAGAAGCAUCUGAAGCUCAUCAACUGUGCUGUUAAGGCCAUGAAAUCUGCUCACGAACACAUUGAAACCUUCAACAAAGUGAACGAUCUGAUCAAGGACAUCCCAAAAGAGGAGGCUGCCGCUCAAGACAUGUCAAUCAAUCUCUUAUCAUCUAUAAACCAGGAAGUGGAAUUUGAUGAGGAUGACCUGCUGGCAGAGCUGGAGAGGCUGGAGAAAAGUCUGGAUGAGAACUUUUCUGAUGCCGAUACAGCCGAUGGUGUAGUCCGUUGUUCCACAUCACCGCCCCAGCCUUCUGAGAUUGAGGAAGAUGAGAUUGAAGAUGCCUUAGAGUAUCUGCGACGCUGGGCGAACGAUCAGAUUCAGCUUGGUGGUGUUUAAGAGAGGAGGAAAGCACAGGAUGGAAUAAACAGGCAGCGGUAA